AUGGAUAGAACGAGUACUAACAGCAACAGCCGUAAUACUUCAAAGACAGACCUCAGUUUGCUUCUUGAGUGUCUGAAGCAUCAGAUGAAAUGUCCGGAUUUACAAAAACAAGCACUUGUCACCAUUCAUUCAAUCUGUGAAAAGAGGGUUUGAAUUAUUUCAGAGGAUAAUGUGGACCUUCUGAGAGAACUGGGCGGUGUGGCAUUUCUGUAUAACCUGUCCAAAUCCAGUAUUGUUCAUUCAGAGGUGAAGGAGGCUGCUCUGUUUACACUUGGCACAUUGGCUGAGGCUAAUGUGUACUGCAAGAAUUCUCUGUGCAGAAAAGAGAUCUUUACAGACAUCACUACCCUGUUGAUGAAAGAAGAUAUCACGCUGACACAGAAGAGGGUGUCCGUCUAUUUGCUGUUUGUGCUGGUAGUCAACAACAAAUUAGGACAAACUUUAGCUAAAUCCACAGGCUGUCUGGAAAUUCUACUGGAUCUUUUCAGGAUCUCCUUCCCACUCUCCAAAACAAACAACUUCACAACUGUUAGUCAAAGCUACCAACUUUGGGCAUCUGUAUCCUGUGCUUUGUGCGGAUGUGUCAACAAUCCUCAGGAUGAAGAAGCUCAGCUUAGUUGUGUGGCAGCUUUUCCCAUUAUAAAAGUCUGGCUCCAGCAGACUUCUCUUCACUGCACAGAAGUAUUUCAACCCAUAUGCUCAUUUAUUGCAAUGGCAGUUGCCAACAACUCAUAUGUUCAGGAGAGUUUUUUUGCCUGUGGGGGUUUGGAAACGCUCACUCUUGUGAUGGUUCAUGCUGCCUUUGCUGCAGACACAAGCUUAUUGUCCUGCAAGUUGUCAAUUAUUAUAACCAAGACACUGUCAGCUUGCAUCACUGAUAACCUAAAUCUGGCUUCAGCUUUGGCUCAGCAUAGCAUAGUGUCCUCCCUGUUCAAUCUGCUGACAAGCUCACACCUGGAUCCUGAUGACAGACUGCCUGUUUUACUUUGCAUUGGGCAGUGCACUGGGGCCUCAGAAGAGCACCAGACCCAGCUGGUGCAGUGUGGUGGCCUGCCUGUUGUAAUAACUUUUCUCACAGAGGACACAAGUGAGGAAGUUAACAAGGCGGCUACUUACAUAUUGCAAACUUGCAAACAGGCCACCAUAAACUUGAGAAUGCAUGGUCUGAUAGGAAAACAGGCUGAAAAUGAAGAAUCAUUUGCAAACACUGAAGGCUUCAGAGCUGCAGCUAAAGAAAUGCUGCAAAGGAUUGAAGCGCUGGAAAAAAAUCUACCGAAGGAAACUGAGGAUGAACAUGAAGACAUUAAUGCUUUGCAUUUAACUGAAGUUCAAAGUCCACCGUCCGAGUUCUCCUUUUUACUUCGACCACCCCAGAGACGGGAGAGUAUCAAGGCCAACCAAACACAAAAGCCGGUGCAAAAAGGCAAUGGCACCAAUGCUGACCUCCAUACAGUCAUGAGGUUGACUGAGAAAACUAACAAAAGUGCGAUAAAGGAAAUCACUUCUAGUUUGGUUCUUCCAGAAGAGAAAGCUAAAACCAACAAAGGUGAUGUGAUGUUUCCAGUGAACAGGGAUGGUGGACCUCUCAUGUCUUCUCAUUUAUGGCCUCUAGAGUGUAGCAGCGAGUCACUUGCUGCAGACAAUCAUCUGUUUAGGAAACCAGUACCAGUGUGUCACACCAACAUAACAGAAGUUACACGUCCUGAUGACCUUCGGGACAGCGAGUUAAACCGGGUGGAGAAGAUUCCAGAGGAAGAACGUUCGGUUUCUCAUAGCCGAUGUGCAGGUUGUGUGUUACCUUUUGAGGAAGUGACCAGUCGCACUUUUGCUUCUCUCCAAAGCUCUUGUUCCAACAGCUGUGACGUGCACAGAGUCCUCCAAGAGGCCAAUGAGCAAUUCAGGAAACACCGUCUUAACUUCGUGCUCAUGAAAGAGCACCACAAUGUUGUUGUGGAGCACAGACGCACAAACUCAGUGAGAGUUUCACCUUUAAAGUCACAAAGAAGCUCUGAAAACUGGAGCGGAAAUGACAAGAGUUCUCAUCCACAAACCUCCAUGUGGAAGCAUCCAGGCAUCAGUCUGACACCGCUGCGUAGGAGCACUGGAGAAGAGAUGUUUACCUCUCAGAGCAAAAGUGAUACAAGUAGGCCUUCCUUGACUCCUUUAAAAAGAAGGCGUCCACACGAAGGCAGAAAUGAUUUAGAGAGAAGAAUAAGGAGUACUGAUGACGAUCAGUCAAAGAUGAGCUCAGACCUCAGUUCGUCUCUAAGAAGGAGGAAGAGGCAGGACUUCAGCCGUGAGGAGAUCCAUUACCUUCUGUCUGGAGUGAAGAAAUGUGGCUUCUCCUGGAACUCCAUCUUGUGGUCGUAUCCCUUCCAGCCUGGACGCACAAACGUUGAUCUGGCCAAGAAAUACAGGAGGAUGAUGAAAUAAAAAUCCUGAAGAGUGUCAUCCAAGCUCUGAAAUCUUGGGGCACCCUAAAAACAACGACCCUCUAAAACUCAGUUUCUUGGCGAGGCUGCAAGACUCUUGUUGUGUUCACUAAAAU
This is a messenger RNA of Nematolebias whitei (Rio pearlfish), 2548 nucleotides long. It is a transcript of the gene terb1, whose product is annotated as telomere repeat binding bouquet formation protein 1. The record is from RefSeq and is a predicted model, not a curated record. The transcript has 21 exons. Lineage: Eukaryota; Metazoa; Chordata; Actinopteri; Cyprinodontiformes; Rivulidae. Gene Ontology annotation, molecular function: protein binding. Gene Ontology annotation, biological process: meiotic attachment of telomere to nuclear envelope; homologous chromosome pairing at meiosis.